UAUGCGUGGUCGCUGUAGCACUUUUGUAUAAUUCUUAUUUUUAUAUUCUAAUUUAUGACAGUUUUUGCAAGUUUAAACAAAAAAUAAUGAAACUAAAACAUUGCGGCUAUUAUGUAAUAUUGCAAAGCUUUCGUAAGGAAAAUAUUAUAUAAGUUAGAUUUGAUCAAACAAGUAGUGGUUAUAAGGUGAAACAUAAAUUGCAGCUAUAAUAUUAAUUUACAUUGUAGUUUGAGUAACAUGUAGAUGUGCCAUAACAGAAUAUUAUAGAAAUACGUUAUAUUGCAAAUGGCUAGUCCUUACUAUGCUUGAAAGUGUGCGUUCCGUCCAAGGUGCUACUUAUUCUGUAAGAGGUGCAGAGCUGGCUCAGAGUGGAAAAACGAAUUCCAGACGUACCACAAAUCUAACUGUGGUACUUUUGGACGAGACGCAAAAAUGUUUUACUGUAGAGAAAAAAUGCAAAGGUUCAGUCUUAUUGGAAAAGGUUUACACACAUUUGGAAUUGACAGAAAAAGAAUAUUUUGGCUUACAGUUUAUAGAUCAAAAAGAAAUAGUGAGAUGGGUUGAUCAUCACAAGUCAAUCAAAAAGCAAUUAUUUGAACAUACUGAUAGAGCUUCUACACCACCUGUUUUAUAUUUCAAAGUUAAGUUUUAUGUAACGGAUCCCAGUCAAUUAUUGGACGAAUUCACAAGAUAUCAACUAUAUCUACAAGUACGAAAAGAUAUUCUUUCCCAAAAAUUACCUGUUUCACAUAAUAUGGCUUGUUUAUUAGCCAGUUACACAGUUCAAGCUGAAUUAGGAGACUACAAUCCGUCGGAACAUCAAACAGGUUAUUUAUCAACAUUUCAUUUGUUAACGAAUCAAACCACAGAGGAUGAGAGAAAAAUUUGUGAAUUACAUAAAUUACAUAGAGGACAACUGCCAAUGGAAGCUGAACUUAAUUAUCUAGAACAUGCUAAAAGACUGGAUUUGUAUGGUGUUGAACUUCAUAAGGCAGUGGAUUCAUCUGGCAAAGACAUAGUUUUAGGAGUGACUGCAAUAGGUCUUGUUGUGAUACAAAAUAAUAUUAGAGUAAACACAUUUUCAUGGUCGAAAAUAAUGAAAGUCUCAUUCAAGAGAAAAAACUUUUUUUUACAACUUCGGAGAGAAGUGUCGGAGUCUUACGAUACUCUGUUGGGUUUCACACUACCGUGUUAUAGAAGAUCCAAAAUAUUAUGGAAGAGCUGUGUUGAACAUCACACUUUCUUCAGACUGCACACACCACAGCACAGGGGGCGGCUUAACUUUGGUUUUGGACUUUCCUUGAGAUUUGGAAGUAAAUAUAACUACUCAGGAUGUACUCAUCAGAAGCCUGCCCUUGAAUCUAAACCUAGUAGGGUCUUUGUGCGCUCUCCAAGUCGAAGAAUAAUUGCAGAAAAACCCGGUCACAUUCUGGAUUUGACUACUGCUCCUCCACUUUCUGUGAAGUCACCUAGAUCUCACGAUAACAAAGUUACGGCAACCACAAAGGCCCAACAGCCGAGAAAGGCUUGGGAAAAUUAUAGUGAUGAUGAAGGGGGAUUUGUGCCAAAGACUUUAGUGCCCAUAGGAUAUGUAGAUGAAGAUGUGGACAGUAAAAUAAAUAGUGAUAGUGCAGUUUAUGAUACUCCGCCUUACAGUGAUACUCAUUCGCCAAUACCUCAGUCGGAUGAAGGAACUGUGUCGAUACAUUUAACUGCUGACGACCAAGGACGUUUCGGUUUCAAUGUAAAAGGUGGAUCAGAUUUGGGACUGCCAAUAUUAGUAUCUCGAGUUGCUCCAAAUACACCAGCUUAUAGAUGUACACCCAAAUUGAACGAAGGUGAUCAGGUAAUCAAAAUUAACGGCCGGGACGUCAGUAAAAUCCCUCAUGAAGAAGUCGUUAGUCUUAUCAGAUCUUCCAGAGAAUCCAAGACUGGAGAAUUGGUUUUAACUGUUAAGCCUAAUAUUUUAGUUAAUGUUUAUGAAGAGGAACCACUGUAUCAAUAUGUGCCAGAUAGAAUGGCCACGGAUAUGGAUUCUAGUAAUCUCACACUGCCAUGUGAUAAUUUGUACGAUCCUGAUUUUAAUGUCAGCCCUCUAUGCCAGUCUAUGAUGCUUUUGUGUGAUGGUUUAGCAUCAGGAGCGCUUAUUUCUCAAUAUGAACAGUUAUAUAGAAAGAAUCCAGAUUUAUCUAUGGCUGAAGCUAAGAAGGUACAAAAUGUUUCGAAGAACAGAUACAGGGACAUAGCACCAUAUGAUUGCACAAGAGUAAUUUUAAAUAAUUAUGAAGGUGGAAAUUACAUAAAUGCAAAUUAUGUAAAUAUGGAAAUAUCAGGAACUGGUAUUAUAAAUAGGUAUAUCGCAACACAAGGGCCACUAUCAAAUACCGUUGCUGACUUUUGGCAUAUGGUUUUGCAAUCAGAAAGCAGAUUGAUUGUUAUGUUAACAACAGUUACCGAGAGGGGUAGAGUUAAAUGUCAUCAAUAUUGGCCAACAAAAGGAGAUACUUUAAAUGUUUCUGCUAAUCUAACCGUUCUAUGUGAAAAAGAAAAGGCUGAUAAUACUGGAAGUUUUGUAUUUAGGGAAUUAUUGCUGAUUAAUAAUAAGACUGGCAUUCGACGUGUGAUUCAACAUUUACAAUAUUUAGCAUGGCCUGAUCAUGGGGUCCCUUCUGACCCUAACAUGUUCCUAUGUUUUACCGAACGAGUGCGCUUAGCACGAAGUCUGCACACAGACAUCGCGGACGAUCUUCCGCUUCGUCCUCGAUCUAUGAUUAGUACUCCUUUCGGAUCGAAAGUCAAUUCUCCUGCCAAAAGUAACAAGAGCAUUUCAAGCAACAAAUCUACCAUAUCCAAUGGAUCUGUAAGCAAAACGGAAGCUUCAAAAACAUUGUUCUCGCCAAAAAGGGCAUCUGCCCCACCAACGAUGACUGAUUGCCCUCAAAUUGACCAAGUGAUACCAGCGCCCAUAGCUAACUUAAGUGAAAUUUCUUUAGGCGAUACCACUGAAGUGUCAUCUGAUGAAUCUCUUAAACAAUCAGAUCUAGAAAAAAUUAUGUCAGGUGAGGACCAGAAUCCGAUUAUUGUGCACUGUUCAGCAGGAAUAGGUCGGACUGGUGUGUUGAUAUUGAUGGAUACAGCUUUGUGCCUGAUGCAAAACGAUGAACCUAUAUAUCCUCUGGAUAUUGUGCAGGCCAUGCGUGAUCAAAGAGCUAUGAUGAUUCAAAAUGCUAGUCAAUAUCACUUUGUUUGUGAAAGCAUUUACACUGCAUAUCGACAAAGAGUGGCGAGCAUAACAAAAUAGUUUAUAACUUUUAUAUAAGUUAUAAUGACUGGCUGAACUAUUAUGCAAUUUUAGGAUGGUUCCAUCAUACAUAAUGAAAUGUAAUUAGAAUCACACAUUCAUGUUAAUUUGCAGAUCAAUAAAGUCAGCAAUAUUUAUAAGAUUUUUGUAGGAGUGAAUAUCAGGGUGUCUUACCUCGGGUAUGGGGGCCAAUUGUUGGGUGUACGGUGUGCGCUGCGGACCAGUUACAUAUAAUUACGACAAAAG
Molecule: messenger RNA, 3547 nt
Organism: Ctenocephalides felis (cat flea)
Lineage: Eukaryota; Metazoa; Arthropoda; Insecta; Siphonaptera; Pulicidae
Product: tyrosine-protein phosphatase non-receptor type 4-like
Biological process (GO): protein dephosphorylation
Cellular component (GO): cytoskeleton
Molecular function (GO): protein tyrosine phosphatase activity; protein binding
Source: RefSeq, a predicted model, not a curated record